Messenger RNA from Colletotrichum chrysophilum, 1110 nucleotides. RefSeq lists its product as uncharacterized. The transcript is spliced from 2 exons. Bases 1 to 1110 code for a protein of 369 amino acids. Lineage: Eukaryota; Fungi; Ascomycota; Sordariomycetes; Glomerellales; Glomerellaceae. The record is from RefSeq and is a predicted model, not a curated record.
AUGACUGGCAAAGUCCAGGGCUCAAAUCGUCACAACAAGCGCGCUCGCUAUGAAGACAUAGACGUCUCCGUCUCCAACGGCCAACGCAUCUCAAAGCCCGAGGACCGGGCAAAAUCGUCAUCCGGAGACGACGUCGAGGCUGCGCAAACCUCGCCGGUCAUGCCAGCAUCCCCGUAUGACCAGCUCACCCAGUUCGACCAGCUCACCCAGCUCUCUCAGCUUUUGUCUCCCCAAGCGACCACCAUCGACGACACCACGGACCUUGAACGCGUACCACUUUCGUCUCUGCCGGAGCAGGUGCCAUCCAUGCCAUGGCUCAACCAGGAAACCCCCCACGAUGACUUUUUCGGGAUCGACGAGAGUCUCCUGGAACCUUGCCAUGAAGACCGACCGGGGAGCCAGCAGUCCUCUAGGCAUCAAGAUGAUUGGGAGCCUCCGCGUCAAGACGCUGUACAAAGUCAUGUAAGACGGACGACGCGGCAGGAUGACUCGGAACUCGGCAGCAGAAGCCCCAGUCGAAAGCUUGGCGGCUCGACUACGCCAGAGACCCAGCCAAACUUGAGAGAGGCACCGAUCACCUGGCGGAGACUGCCGCUGAACGGCGUUCACCUGCUGGAGCAGCUAUGUAGGCGGGAGGAACAUCCGCACCUACGACCAGACCUGACCAUGGCCAGAAACAAGUCGGUCAUUUGCGGGUUGACGAAGGUGCUCGCGGACAUUGACCAGUGGGAAAGAAGCGGAUCGGACCUCAUGCUGUGCACGCUUUUUAUGCACGCUGUUGUCAACUCGUACCGACAACUUUACAAUUCAUGGUCGCAGACCGGGUUUGGCCGGGCUACUCCGGGCGGGGGCAGCGGCGGCGGCAGCAGGGAGGCUGUGGCACAUCUCCAGAUCCCCGGCAUCGGUUUCGGCUUCGGCACUUUCGAGAUAGACGCGAAGUCGCAGAGGGGGCUGUUCAAGCAGGUCUUUAUUGGGGAAAUCGAUAAGACUAUGAUGCUCUGGACCAAGAUAUGGGCUGCUGUGGUGAGCCAGCAGCUCAAUGGCCAGGAGGCGGCCGGUGGUACACUGAAAAGAAUGCGGACUGAGAUGAGUCGCACUGAAAGAGAUUAG